Sceloporus undulatus (fence lizard) is the source of this 3670-nucleotide messenger RNA. RefSeq lists its product as uncharacterized. Lineage: Eukaryota; Metazoa; Chordata; Lepidosauria; Squamata; Phrynosomatidae. The transcript has 12 exons. The record is from RefSeq and is a predicted model, not a curated record. Bases 16 to 1299 code for a protein of 427 amino acids.
GUGACCAGCUUCUACAUGUAUUUUACAUCAGAAGAAAAUAUUCCCAUGUCAUCCCAGCCUUGGCUCUGGAAGAAAAAAAGCAAUGCCAUUUUUCCAAGUGAUGAAAGCCAAAACAAAACAGAGGCCUGGGUGCAAACUGUUCUUCCAUCAAGCUCUCAAGAUACUGAAGAGACACUGAGUGGUAAUGCCGACCCCAUAUCACAAACAACCAUCAUCUCAUCUAUUCCUCUGCCAGGCAGUAUUACUGACUACAUGGAUGAAUUGCAUAUCCAUCCUUCAUGUGCAGCAGAAAGCACUGAUGUUGGUGAGGAAACAGGUCCAGGUGAAAUUGGACAAGGGCAAUCUUUGUUGAAUAAAUUUAGUUUCAGCCAGCUACCAUUUGUGAGAUACCUGACUGAAAAGAAAGGAAAGAAAAUACCUGCACAAAAAGGUCAUCCAAAUACUCCUAGAGUACUCUCUCAUGACAAUCAGCUGGAUGGAUGCCUAUCCAAAGAUGAGCAACUUUACAUUCCAUACAGAUUAGCUAAAUUAUAUAUUAUCAAGAUCGCAAAAGACAUGCACCAGAUGAAAACCGGAUAUUUGAAGUCAAUCAAAGAGCUAGAGCAGGUUGGGAAAGAGAGCCAGGAGCAAGCCAUAAUGGUGGUGAAAAAUCAGUAUUACAACAAAAUGAAGAACCUGAAAGCUCAGUUAGAAGCCUAUCAAGAAGUAGUAGACAAGAAAAACCAAUACUGGCAAGACAGAACAAAGAGACUGGAGGAAGAAAACAGUAAACUGAGACAGGAGAAAGAAGAGUUCCUAAACCAGAUUACAUUGCAAAAGGAGAAUUGGGACAAAGAAAAGGCUUGGCUUCUAGAAACUACUACUCAAAAGCUAAACUGUCUGUACAUGCAACACACCUUAACUGUCAAGGAGUUUCGGAAGACUAGGCAAAACCUUGAAAAAGCGCAGAAAAUUGUAGAUUUUCAGAUGGACUUGCCUUGUGAUCAACGAAGAGCAUUAAUUACAUCAGAUGAGGUAACAGAAAACCAAACCACAGAGAAGACUGCAAAUAAAAAGAUGCCUGUUGUCACAGCAUAUGAGUUAGAGACUACUGAACUAAGUGAAAGUUCUGCAUCUUUUGUGGUGGAGAUGGAGGAGGUGCCUGGAUGUUUGCCACAAAAGAAACUUUUGUUGGAAGUGAAAACCAUUUUGGAGCUGAUCAGAGAGUCUUUACAGAAGCAAGAAACUGAGAUCUGUGAACUUCUACAAAGUGAACAGUGCAAUAACUAUCCAAAUAUGAAUGCAUUGCUGACAACAUGAAUAGACAAACUAUUUCUACAGUUAGUUAAUGAAAGUAUCUGCUUGAUUUUCAAGCUUACUAAUAGCAACCACACUUUCAGCCCAAGGAAAGUUUGUUACAUGCUGCAAAUAUACUAAAAUAACCCAAUUCAGGAUACUGAAUGCAGCAGUGUUUUUUUUUUUCCUGAGCAUUUUCAUAUUUCACAAAAUCUAAUACUAACAACUUAUCACAAAAAUAAUAGCUGGAAUCUUGGUGACCUUCUGCUCAUACACCAAGCACUUUCAAUCACGUGCAGAUUCACACCAGCCUCUUCACUCCUUGCAAAGCUACUUUUGAGCUUUAAGGAUUUGACCAGUGGCAUUUGAUGCAAGCCAAGAGGUUAUAGGUCCAUUAAGAAGGUGAGGCAAAAACUACAGCAGAUUCUGUGGGGAGAAGUAAUGACCUCCAACUAAGGGCAAAAUAUCUGCACCACCUUAACUGGUCUGCUACCCUCUGAUCUGUCGGAGGGCACUAUUGAUUUGCCAGUGUUGAAUUAAGGUUCAAUUGCCAGUCUAUGUUAUUUAUGUAUAUGAAAUGAAAAGAACCUUGCAUAAGAUUUUGUGUUUUGCACUCUAUGCCCUAGGACCAUUGUUUUUCUUAUGCUAUCAUUGUUGGGUAGCAGUUUGAGUACUGGAUUAUGACUCUGGAGACCAGGAUUUAAACCCACUGGCUAGAUUACCACACUACACUCUUAUAGUGCUGCUAUUCCUCUAUAACUACUUUGGCUGCCACCUGUUGCACUCUGGGAUUUGCAGUUGAGAGAGGAACAUUUAAGAUUCUCAGUCAAAGAGCUCUUAGGUCACACUGAACUACAAACAGGAAGCAGCCAGAACAGUAAAAGUGGAAUAGCAGCACUAUAAGAGUGUAGUGUGGUAAUCUAGAGAGUGACCUUUGGCUGGUCACAUUCUCUCAGCAUCAGAGGAAGGCAAGGGCAAACCUCUUCUGGACAAAUGCUGCCAAGAAAACCUCACAUAAGGGUCACCAUACAUCAAAAAUGAUUUGAAGGCACAUAGCUACAAUCAGUCUCUAAUAGUGAGCAACAUUAGAUUCCAUUUGUGGGCAUCCUUGAUUGUCCACACAUGUGAUAAAAAAUCUAUAGAUUUGUAUGUCCCUUGUCUGUGAUUGUUAUUUUAACCAUGGGCUGUAGAACCUUGUUAAAAGCCUCCCCCAUGAGAAGAGCAAGCAAGCAGAAUAAACUCUGGGGUAUGUCUUUAUUUACCGGUCAGUAUUGUUCUCCUGUUUGCAUUAUUUGCAUAUAUGAAGUAUGUAUGAAGUAUGGUUACUUUUUCUUUUUUUCUCUUUCUUUUGAAGAUGCUUUCUUAUUAUUUAGAUAUGCUGUUGCUGGUGGUGUUAUUGUGGUGUGCCUUCAAGUCAUUUCCACUUAUAGCUGCCCUAAUGUGAACUUAUGAAGUUUUCUUGGCAAGAUUUGUUCAGAUCAGUUUGCUUUUGCCUUCCUCUCAAACCGAGAGAAUGUGACUUGCCCAAGAUCACCCAGUGUCAUGCACAAGAUCACUUCAGUUCAGAAAUGCAAGCUUCAGUAAUUAAACAUGAAAACUUUAAUCAGAAGAUGUUCACAGCAGACAUAUGUUGUCAGGCCUGAGGCAUGAGUGGUUUACACAGUAUAAUUAAAGCACACAGCAAUUGAGACUAGGUGUAAGCUUACACCCCAUUUGUCCAUGGAGCUCAACAUUUUUGCAUUACCUUAUACCCAGAGUUCCUCUUCCGUACAACUCCAUACCAACCAUUCUCAUUGGAUUGGCCUUGAAGCUCCCAGGGCAAUCUCUGCUUCUCAUUGCUUCUAACAUCUGUUUGUUAACCACUACAAGGAAUGUAGGUACCAAUACCAUACUUAACCCAGGACAGCACAGCAUAUCAUCCAAUAUUAAAAUGCUAUAAGUCCAUAAACUAUGUUAGGAAAUCUGAGAGAUUCGCAUCCUGACAAACAGUAGGUUUCCAUGGCCAAGUGGGGAUUUAAACACUGGUUUCCAGAGUCAUAUUCCAAUCCCUGCCGGCUCUAGAUGUUGUGUUACUUAUAUAUAUUUGUUUUGUUCUAUCAUUGUCUCGCUUAUGCAGUAGACUUGCUUGUGAGAGUAUUGCUCCUGUUAAAUGAGUAGGUGAAGUUUAGGUAUUACCAAGAUGAAAGUUUACUCACAGAAACUGGUUACUAUAAAUAUUCUUUAUACUUUAAAGAAUUUAUUUUUAUUUAUUAGGGUAUUUAUAACCUGCUCUUCAGACUUGUUUGUUGAAAUGGACAUUAUCUAAAAAUGUGUUGUAUUAUAUAUAUGUUUUAAUUAUCUUAUUCUGUACGUUCUAUAUGUUUUGAAUACAUUAUUCUUUUCAAACAGUCCUGCU